AUGAAGUUCAUAUACGGCGCCCUGCUCGUCCUGGGCUUAGCGAUUUUUGUUCAGGCCUCUGGGGCCCGCUCCAGGGACAAUGACAAGAACUCGGCCGCCGAAGAAACCCCCCAGCAGACAAAGCUGCGUCUUUUACGCCAGCCCGUCCAGAUUGAGGCCCGGAACCUUCAGCAGCUUUUGGCCCUGAAGCAGUCCCCCUGCCCGCCUCCCGACUCCCCAACGGGAACCACCACAGCCCCCACCACAGACACGACAACAGUUACCACCUCUCCUACGGGGCCGACAACCGCCACUGGCACCACCACCACUACCACCACCCCAACCACCCCCACAGGUACUACGACUUCGAAACGUUCAGGAAGUCGCCAUUUAAAUGACUUGGACGAGGACCUUGAGAACGAAGAGGAGGAGCAGGUGCAGGAGAAGUACUUCCACGACGAGAACGAGGAUAACGAUGUGGAGCAGAACGACGACGAUGAUGAUGAGGACAACAGCUAUGGUCUGGUGCUGGGAUCGAAGCGUUCCGAAUCCUCUGGCCUUCGUCGCGGUAGCUCCAGCUCCAGCCGCAAUCCCGACAAUCUCUCCAACAGCGAACUGAUGCGCGAAUGGGAGCUGCGCCGGCAGAAGGACAUCAACGAUCGUCUGCGCCAGCAGCUGAAGGCCACCCGCCGCCGCAAGAACGUCAACCGUCGCCGUGCCGCCAACAAGCGUCGCCAGCAACGCCGCCGCCUGCAGGCCAAGCGUCGUCGUGCCAACCGCCGCAGCACUGCCGCCCGCCGUCGCUCCAACCAGCGUCAUCGCAACCAGCGUCGCCGUCUGCGCCGCAACAGCCGCAUCAACCGUCUGCGUCAGCGUCGCCGUCUCAACCGUCGUCGCAACUAG
This is a messenger RNA of Drosophila bipectinata, 882 nucleotides long. RefSeq names its product activating signal cointegrator 1 complex subunit 2 homolog. Lineage: Eukaryota; Metazoa; Arthropoda; Insecta; Diptera; Drosophilidae. The record is from RefSeq and is a predicted model, not a curated record.